Molecule: messenger RNA, 3656 nt
Organism: Sinocyclocheilus anshuiensis
Lineage: Eukaryota; Metazoa; Chordata; Actinopteri; Cypriniformes; Cyprinidae
Product: ubiquitin-associated protein 2-like
Exons: 30
Coding region: 117-3656 (1179 amino acids)
Cellular component (GO): cytoplasm; nucleus
Molecular function (GO): protein binding
Source: RefSeq, a predicted model, not a curated record
GCGCGUGAAGCCGCAGUGGCUGUGAUAAACCACGUGACGCGGUGAUCCGGGUGUCAGCUGUGGAAGAGAAACAGGUGUUAUUCCUUUGUAAAUACUGUUAUUUGUAUAUACUGUAAAUGAUGACUUCAGUGGGCGGAAGCCGGACCCGGGGAAACUGGGAGCAGACGCAGGGUCAGACACAGAGCCAGUCACAGCACAAGCAGAGGCCUCAGGCCACCGCUGAGCAGAUCCGACUCGCGCAGAUGAUCUCAGACCAUAAUGAUGCAGACUUUGAAGAGAAGGUCAAACAGCUGGUUGACAUCACAGGAAAGGAUCAGGAUGAGUCCAUGAUAGCGCUUCAUGACUGCAACGGAGACGUCAACAGAGCCAUCAACAUCCUGUUGGAGGGCAGCCCUGACACUGACUCAUGGGAGAUGGUUGGAAAGAAGAAAGGAGUUUCAGGUCAGAAGGAAAGCGCACAGACGGAUGGAGGAGAUGAAGGGAAGGAGAACCGAGAGAAAGGAGGAGAAAGAGAUGUGGCACGUCGCAGAGGAGGGGCCCCGCGGAGGGGCCGUGGAGCCAGCCGCGGGCGAGAGUUCCGUGGGCAGGAGAAUGGGUUGGAUGGGGCCAAGGCAGGUGGAGUUGCAGGCAGAGGAAUGGAGCGAGGCCGUCGGGGAAGAGGCAGAGGAAGAAGUGGAGCUGGAAGGCGAGGAGGGAGGUUUUCAGCUCAGGGCAUGGGCCAGAUUGAUAAGGGCCCCAGAUAUGAUUUGUCAGGAGAUGAGAGUACGUUUAACCCAGCGGACUACACUGAGCCAGCCCAAACAGAGGAGAGCUACACAAGCGGCAGCGCUUGGAGUAACACAGGCAACCUGGAACCCGAGGAUGGAAACAGACUUGAGUUUACAGGUGGAGAGGGAACAAACUAUCCUCGAAAGUUUGACUCGGCCCCUGGUGCUUGGAGAACUGCCACAGAAGAGUGGGGCAUGGAGGACUGGAAUGAGGAUUUGUCAGAGACCAAGAUAUUCACUGCCUCCAGUGUGGCAUCCAUGCCCAUUCCACAGGAGAAUGUCACCAUUACUGCUGGACAGAGGAUUGAUCUGGCGGUGUUGCUGGGGAAGACGCCUCCCUCCUCUUCCUCAGAGGCAGAGCCUGCUUCGCUUGAAGGCCCACAGCCGCCAUCUCUGUCUCAGUCUUUGGUGUUCAGCAGCUCAAAGCAGACAGCAUCACUGUCCCAGUCCUCCUCCGGUGCUCCUUACAGCCAGCACAGCAUGGUGAGCAUGCUCGGUAAGGGUUUUGGUGAUGUUGGUGAUCCAAAAGGAACCACUGGAGGAUCCACGACUGGUUCUCAGUUUCUGGAGCAGAUUAAGACAGCCCGGGCUUUGGCCCAGCUAGCAGCCCAGCACUCACAAAGCGGCCCACCCAAUGUUGGUCCUUCUACCUGGGAUACCAGCCCCACUACACUGGGGCAGUACGAUAUGAAACCUCAAACAGAGCCUGUGCACAGUCCCUUCACCAAACGGCAGCCCUACCAGCCCACCUCCACUUCCUCCUCCAUGAUGGAUGCCUUCUUGCAGGACAAAGCCACACCUGCUUCUACCACCUCAACCCUGCCUCCUCAGUCCACCCCAUCGUCAUCAUUGCCCCAGGCCAUCACCAUCCCUCUCCCCAAACCCUCGGGACCCACCCCAGGUCGGCAGAACUCUUCCAGCCCAGCCGACCCACAGGCAUCCAGCCCACUACCCCUGCAGCAGCACAAACUUAAACCGCAGAAGAAGAGGGCUUCCAUCACAACCAAGAUUCCAGCCUUAGCAGUGGAGAUGCCAGGCUCUGCGGAUAUAUCUGGGCUCAACCUGCAGUUUGGAGCAUUACAGUUUGGCUCUGAACCGGUGCUUCCGGAGUACGAUGCCUCGGCAGUUGUUGCCACAACGACACCAGGCAACCAAGGCCAGAACAGCCUUUACACAAGUGCUAGCAAUGAGCAAGCAACAGCCCUGUCCAACCCCAGUCAGAAGGAGCUUUAUGAGCCAAGAGCCAGCCAAACAAGGCGCUACCCUCCUUCUGUGUCCUCCUCACCACAGAAAGACAUUCAGUCAAAGAAUGGGUUCAGUUCGAUGCAGACGUCACAAUCUAUGGAAGCUGCAGCAGGCUCUGCAGUACCCGUGAAACCGGCGUCCGAAUCAGUCGUCCCACCAUCGGUUUCCAACAUAUCCUCAUUGGCUGACCCUUCAUCAGGUCCUCCUUCCCUGCAGACGCCUCUCAGUGCUCUCGGACACGAAGACACCUCGCCCAGCUCACUGACCCCUCCUCAGCACAAUAACUCCCUCCCUACACAGCAAAACAGUUUGGCACCUUCUUCAGUUCGCACUUCGAACACAAGUCUGCUGCACCCAAGCGUAGAUGGCGAUUCCAGCUUGCACUCCUCAUCUUUCUCGUCGGUCUCUGCUGUGGCUCCUUCUUCAGUUCCCCCACCCUCUUCAGCUACUUCAGCGGCCCCUGUUUCCCACAGCGUCCCUGUUGCCCCCUCUUCAUCUGUCAGUUCGGUCUCGGCGCAGUCUACACUGGGCCCAGUCAGCAGUCUGACCAUGGUAUUGAACAGUGUGGCUUCAAUGGCCCCCCCUACGGCUGCUGCAUCAUCAUCUGCUGCCUUGGCCAUUGCAGCACCUUCAUCUGCCUCAUCAUCUCGCAGCACGGCUGCCUUAGGGAAAGCACCUCCAAACCUGCCUCCUGGAGUGCCGCCCUUGCUGCCCAACCCUUACAUUAUGGCUCCUGGCCUGCUUCACCCAUACCCACCUCAAGUGUAUGGCUACGAUGACUUACAGAUGCUGCAGACCAGGAUACCACUGGACUAUUACAGCAUCCCAUUUGCUACUCCAACCACAGCACUGACUGGCAGGGAAGGCAGUUUGACAAGCAACCCUUAUUCUGCUGGCGACCUGUCGAAGUUUGGCCGUGGCGACGCAUCGUCUCCUGCCCCAGCCACAACAUUGGCCCAGCCUCAACAGACCCAGACACAAACACACCACACCACCCAGCAGCCGUUCCUUAACCCAGCCCUUCCACCGGGAUACAGCUACACCAGCCUGCCCUAUUAUACUGGUGUGCCUGGUCUGCCAAACACCUUUCAGUACGGCCCUGCCAUGUUUCCGGUGGCUCCUACCUCCUCUAAACAGCACGGUGUGAAUGUCGGUGUCAAUGCGUCUGCAACACCCUUCCAGCAAGCUAGCGGUUAUGGAUCACAUGGAUACAGCACUGGCUAUGAGGAUUUGGGCCAGGCUUCGGCAGGGAGCGGGGAUUUCUGUAAGGGCGGCUACGGCACCGCCGUUGCUGCUGCCGCCGCUGCUGCCGCUGCUUCUGUGCAAAACAAGCCCGCCAGCUCCGUCACCGGGCCCGGAGUGGGUGUCUCUGUGACAUCAAGCAACACAGGAGUCCCUGACAUUUCAGGGUCUGUUUACACAAAGACGCAGUCUUUUGAGAAGCAGGGUUUCCUCACAGGAACCCCCAGCGCGUCCUUUAGUUUGCCCUCAGCACUUGGGAGUGGCGGCCCCAUCAACCCUCCGGCUGCGGCGGGGUACGCUCCAGCCAGUGGCUCUGGGCAACGCAGUCAGAAUGCCUCCAUUCAACAGAAGGCACAGAUCAACAAGUCGGGAUACAACAGCUACAACUGGGGAGGCAAUUAA